AUGAAGAAAAAGCCAGAACAGUAUACGAGACAAGGUAAAACUAACAAUAAUAUUAAAAGUUUCUUAAGUAAUCUUAAAGAAAAUGAUUUGCAUUUUGAGGAUAAUCAAAUAACUCAGUGUGUAUUUUUGGGGGUUUUGAGGCUGAAACCAGUGCCUUCUGUAUUUAAUAGUAAUAAUUUGCCUUCCACAGCAGUAGAAAGUAAGAAUAAAAAACAUAAAAAUAACAAUAGUACAAAGGAAGUUAACAAAAACAUAUCAGCUAAAAGAGAUAUAAACAAAGUAAUUAGUGGCAAGAUCAGGAAGAAAAAUCCUGAUACUAUUAAAGCUUCUGUUAAAAAACUUGCCACUAAAAAACCUGUAAUUAAAAUCAAAUUUAACAUGAAUAAAAAUAAAAAAGAAUCUUCAAAAGAUACUGUUACUAUAUUACAAGAUUCUCUUACAAAAGUGACCCCUCAAACUAUGUUACAAAAUAAAACUAUAACCUUAAAUCCUAUUCAGACAACACCGAGUUUUAAUCCUGUUCAGAACCUUUUUGAUAAGCUCAAACAGCAAAUGGAUGAAAAAUACAACCGGCCUGGUACUUCAGAUGUAUCUAAAGAAACUUUAUUUUCCUCCGAAAUGAAAGGUUCUAAAAAAUCUAAAAAACCCACAAAGAAAAAAGAUAUUUUUGAAAGACUGGUUAUGCCUUUGUUGCCUUCUAAUACUAGUUUUAAUGAUAAUGGUUACUACUCAUCUACAAGUACUGCAAGUAAUAAAACAAGUGAUGAGGUAAUUGUUAUUAAUGAAGAAAACAGCGAUAGUGAUGAUGACGAUGAUGAAUAUGAAGAAGUCCUGGUAAAUACAGGACCUAUGCCUAAUUUUGUGCUACGUACUACUUCUACAGAAAAAUUUGAGAACGAUGAUGUUAUAGUUAUAAAUGAUAGAUCUUCACCAACUAUAGAUCAUUUAACCAUAGAUGAUACUAGGAGUACUAGAACUUCACCUAGACUCAACAAAAGUGAUCCAAAUUUGCAAAAAAAUAAUAAUCAAGAGCGAACUUCUCAUUCUAACACUAUAACUAUAAAUGACAGUAACAACUCUGCAGAAACAGUGGUUUCUUCUUCUAAGCAAUCCUCAGACAAGCCAAGAAAACGUCGAACUUUGUUGCCUACCAUACCUUUAAAUUUUUUCAAUACUUCUAUGUUGCUUAGAUCAGAAUUAGCUCAAAAGAAAGGCGGUGGGACUGCUGAAGGCAGGUCCGGCUCAAGAGCGUCAACUUCCAAAGUUCAAAAAUCAGAAAGUAAACAAGAAAAAUCUUUAUUGAAGCAUAAAAAAGACAAAUCUGACUCCAAAGCGAGAAACAACACUGAAAAUUUGAUUUAUGAAGUUGUUAAAUCAUCUACAGCUCUACCAGAUCAGUCAAUCAUAGAAAAAAAUGCUAGUGAACAAAAAAAUGAUGAUGUUCUGAUUGAUAAUUCACCUCCCAAAGUGGAGCCUUUGAUAAUUAAAUUAAAAGUAUCACAGAAUAAAAAUUCAAGCGAAAAAUCUACUCAAGAAAAUGGCCAACAUGUAAUAAAAAACAUAUCCCAAAAAUCCGAAGUUGCCAAAAUUACUAAAAACCUGUUCUUCCCGAGACUUUUAAGAUCUGAUAUCACCCAACAAAAACCAAACAAGAAAAAAGAAGAUAUAACGGCAAAAAAAGCGAUAAAUUCCGCAGAAAUAGUCCCACAACCUUCGGCGACAAUUUCCUCAAGAAAAUCACCGAUAAAAUUGAAUAUCUCGAAAGAGAUAGUAGCGGUAGAACUGCCCAACAAAGUCGUGGAAAAUGUAGUGGAGAAAAAAACAGUUGAGCUUAAAUCUCCACUCAAAGAAAAAUCACCAGAAAAAUUGUCAAACAAUAACAAAAAGACUGAAAAAUCACCUGAAUCACAACAAAGACAACUUAGGUCUGACGUUAUUCAGGAUAAAAAUACCACUGAAGAAGGUCGAGGAAAGGACGAAACUAUUCCGAUUAGUAAAAUAGAAGAUACUUCCAAAGUUCCUAUUGAAAAAUCUGAUGAAGAAAAACCCGUAAUUCGAAAAUCAAGGACUCCGAAAAAAACAGUUGAUUCAGAAGUCAUUCCUAUCGAAAAACCAGUAGCAAAUCAAGAAAAACCUCCAGAUCAAGAAAAACCAUCCCUUAAUCAAGAAAAAUCAUCUUCUAAUCAAGAAAAACCAUCCCCAAAUCAAGAAAAAUUAUCCCCUAAUCAAGAAAAACCACCCCUUGAUCAAGAAAAACCAUCUCCAAAUCAAGAAAAACCCGUUAUUCGAAAAUUAAGGACUCAGAAAAUAGCAGCUGAUUCAGAAGUCAAUCUUAUCGGAAAAACAGUACCAAAUCAAGAAAAACCAUCUUCAAAUAAAGAAAAACCAUCCCCUAAUCAAGAAAAACCAUCUCCAAAUCAAGAAAAACCCGUUAUUCGAAAAUCAAGGACUCAGAAAAUAGCAAUUGAUUCAGAAGUCAUUCUUAUCGAAAAAACAGUACCAAAUCAAGAAAAACCUUCUUCAAAUAAAGAAAAACCAUCCCCUAAUCAAGAAAAGUCCGUUAUUCGAAAUCCGAGGGCUCAGAAAAAAACAACCGAUUCAGAUGACAUUCUUAUCGAAAAACCAGUACCCAAUCACGAAAAAACAUCCCCUAAUCUAGAAAAAUCAUCUCCAAAUCAAGAAAAACUCGUUAUUCGAAAACCAAGGACUCAGAAAAAAGCGGCUGAUUCAGAAGUAAUAAUUAUCGAAAAAACAGUACCAAAUCAAGAAAAACCAUCCCCUAAUCAAGAAAAACAACCUCCAAAUAAAGAAAAACCAGUUAUUCGAAAAUCAAGGACUCAAAAAAAUGCAGCUGAUUCAGAAGUAAUUAUUGUCGAAAAACCAGUACCAAAUCAAGAAAAACCAUUUCCAAAUCAUGAAAAACCAUCCCCAAAUCAAGAAAAUCCAUCUCAAAAUCAAGGAAAACCCGUUAUUAGAAAACCAAGGCCCCAGAAAAAAGUAGUUGAUUCGGAAGUCGCUCUUAUCGAAAAACCAGUACCAAAUCAAGAAAAACCAUCUCCAAAUGAAGAAAAACCUCUUACAAAUCAAGAAAAACCCAUUAUUCGAAAACCGAGAACUCCGAAAAAAACAGCCGACUCAGAAGUAAUUCUUAUUGAAAAAACACUACCAAAUCAAGAAAGACUGGUAAAAGAAAAUUUGGUUGUCGAUGAAGCGGCGCUUAGACUGUUGAGAUCAAAUCCCACUAUGAAAAAUUCCAACGAGGAAGCCAUAAUUGUCGCUCAGAUUCCAGUUACGUCAAAAUCAACUGAUUUUGCUCAGAAAGAAAGUACAGUCGAAGCUCAGAAAUCUAUAAUGGACAUAGAGGUUAUAAAUGUUGCUCAAUUUUAUACACCUAAAGAUAAACUUGUUAAACAGACCAAAACUGACGUCCUUCAGAAAAAAUCUACUUUAGAUAAAGCCAAAGACGAUUCUAAUAAUAAUCGAUCCAAAAAAGAUAUAUCUAACAAGAAAAAUAUUGUUGCUCGACGGCCAUUGAGAUCCGAUCAGUCUCAGAAAGAACCGGUUGAUUCAGAAAUCGGUAAAAUUGAUAAGACGGUUGAAAAAUCACGGAAAGAAGUGCCGAAAGUUAAAUCCGUUGAAGAAUUGGUUAAAGAAUCGAAAUGCGAUGAUAUUCUUACUAAGUCAAAUUAUAUGGAUGUUAAAAGUAGCCAAAUUUUAGAGGAUCCUACGAAGAUUUUACCUAAACCGAAAAACACAGAAGUUGUACGAAAAUUACGUUCUGAAUUGUCUCAGAAAGAAGUUACAAAUAAAGAUGAUAAAAUACUGAAACCUUCUGACCCAGACGUACAAAUUGUCAACAUGGAAACAGCUCAGGAAACAUCCAAAACCGAUCUAAUACUAUCUAAAAACAAGAAAGUUUCCUCUAGACUUGUUGGAAAUUUGGGGAUAGAUCUUGUUGACUACGCAAAUUUGUCUGUAGAUACAGCUACUCCUAGAAGACUGCGGUCCGAAUUUGCUCAAAAAAAUGACGAUGCUGAAGAGGUUGUUAAUGCUGGAGAAAAACUCGUUGAACCGCCUAAAAGUAAAGGUGAAACUGAGGAACAAACGACUGAGGCAGUUGAAAAACAUAUUAUUGAUGUUAUUGAAGUACCAAAAAGAAAUCGAACAAUCUCAAAAUCAAAAAACAUCGUCGUGACGGAGACAACUGUGGAAAAAAUUAAAAGAAAUCAAAGUCUUUCUAAAACGACGAAAGAUAAACUUUUAGAUAUUAAAGGUGAAGCUGAGGAACAAAGAACUGAGGUAAUUCAAAACAGUUCAUCGGCAGUUGAAAAAGAUAUCGAUGUUAUUGAAUUACCAAAAAGAAAUAGAACAGUCUCCAAAGCAAAAACUAAUAACACUGUGACAGAGACAACUGCUGAAAAAAUUAAAAGAAAUCGAAGUCUUUCUAAGACAGGGACAGAUAAACCUAUAGAAGUUGCAAAUGUUAUAAUUGAUGCGGGAGAUGAGGCAAGUAAAAUUAAAUUCUCGAAUAAAGACGAAGCAAAUCCGAUAAAAGAUAUAAAAAUGGACAAAAACGUGUCCAAAGAAAUUCACGCGCCUAAAAUAAAUAGCAGCGAAAAACCUAAGAGGAAAUAUACUAAAAAAGUUAAAAAUAUAUUUUCUAACAAUGGUGUAACAAACACAAAACUUUUAGAAGAACCUAAAAGAAAAUAUACAAAAAAAGUUAAAAAUAUAUUUUCCAAGAAUGGUGUAACAAAUACAGAACUUUUAGAAAAACCUAAGAGAAAAUAUACAAAAAAAGUUAAAAAUAUAUUUUCUAACUAUGGUGUAACAAAUGCAGAACUUUUAGAAAAACCUAAGCGAAAAUAUACUAAAAAAGUUAAAAAUAUAUUUUCCAAUGCAGCUGUAACAAAUACAGAACUUAUAGAAAAACCUAAGAGAAAAUAUACUAAAAAAGUUAAAAAUGUGUUUUCCAAUGCAGCUGUAAUAAAUACAGAACUUAUAGAAAAACCUAAGAGAAAAUAUACGAAGAAAGUUAAAAAUAUAUUUUUCAAUAAAGAUGUUCAAAUUGCAGUUUCAUCGUCAGUGCCUUUAAAAAAAUCGAUAAGCGAUUUAAAUAUCGAAAAACUCGAAAAAAAUAGGAGCGUUUCUAAAACUAAAACCAAAUAUACUGUUAAAACUCUUAGCGACAUUAAAACUAAAGAAAAAGUGACCAAAAAGAAAGAAAAAGCGACGUUUAAAAUUAAGAAAGCCAAAAAAUUAUUUAAACCACCAAAAAAAAUACCUCUCAAAGCGAAAAUAAACAAAAGUUCGCAGAAAAAUUCCGAAAAUAAAAAAAAUGUAUUUCAAAUUAAAAUUGAACACGAAGAAAAUGAAAUCAAAGUGAAAGUCGAGAAGAGUGACGAUCAAGUAGUCCAAAAAACUGUAAAAACGAAAGUAACUAAAUCCAAAUCUGCCGAUGAAAAUGCUCAACAAGCAGCUACCAAAAAUACGGCUCCAAAUAUAAUAGUGAAGAAAACUGACACGAAACUAAAUAAAAUUAGAUUAUUGGGAAAAGUUAGUAAUAUAUCAGCCAAAGUGAAACCUGAAGUGAGCCCACCGAAAAAACGUGGUAGAAAAAAGAAAAACCAAGAAAAUACUGUUGAAAUGAAUGUAGUUAAAGAAACUCCAAAACAGGACAAAAUCAAACCAAUUCAGAAAAAACAAGAUCUAGAUGAAAUAACGGUGGUGCCGGAAAAAAGGACAAAAAAACAAAAAGACAGUCCUGUUAGAACGCUCAGAUCUAGUUUUGCGCCUAUUGUAAUCAAACAAGAACCGCCAGAAGAAAAACCUGUAGCCAUAAUCGAAAAAGUUGUGGCUCUCAUUCACAGCGAACCCAAACCAAAAAUCUUAGAAGAACCGAUAGAAACGAAGCCAAUAGUUAAAGAAAAGAAAGAAAUAAUUAAGCCCAGAAUACUCAGAUCUCAAAAUUUUAAUGAAAUCGAAACCAUAAAUGAAAUCAAAGAGGCAGUUCCACCUAAAGAAGUGAAUAAGAAAAGAAACAACAAGAACGACACGAAGAAAAAGGGAGUGUUACCAAAGAGCAAAACCAUUAAGAAAAAUAAGAAAGAUGCUGUGGCCAAAAACCUUAGAUCGGAUGUCAAAGCCAAGAAAGAGAAACCCAAGACUUCUAAGAAGGAACUAGCCGAAGCAAAGAAAGAUAUAAAGACAAAGGGACGAACCAAAAUAGACCAACUUACAAAAAAUUCGAAAAAGAAAAUAUUUGAACAAGUUAAAUCUAAAUUGAAAACCGCCAAGGUUGCAAACCCUCUAAAGAAACCCGAGACUAAGAAAAAGCCCGCUGCCAAAGAAAAAACGAUGCUGAACUGGCACAACGAUGACAUCAUCGAAAGAAUCAUCCAAGAAUUAAAGAAUUCCAUAUUCAGUAAAGACGGCAUCGAAAAUAAAAUUGCUAAAGACGAUCGAAGUACCACAAAGAAAGUUAAGAAAAUCGCAAAGAAACCCAACUUGGAAUCGUCGAUAAAGAAUAAAAGAAAAUUACUGUUGGCCAAAAAGAAGCUGCUACAGAAGAAGGCAGCGCUGCAGCGAAAGUUAAGAAGCGCUAGGAUUACCGAAAGCGAAGCAAACACUUCUGGCAGUUCCGAUAGCAAAGAGAACAAUCCUCCGAAAUCAACCGCUUCAUCAGAAAUUCCUUCGUCAAUUGAUGUUGCACCCCAAACGAAGACUGAAGAUAUUAAAAAAGAAGAAACCACUGUUCAUCUGGUAGACUCGUACUUGGUGGAAAUCAAAGAUAGCGAAGCAGAGAAAAAACCGAAAUCCAUCAACAUCAUUAACGAUGUUACCGUACAUACUAACGGUAAUAUAGUCGAAAAACUUGUCAAAAGGAAAUUAGAAGAUACUCCCGAAUCGAUCAUCUCCAAAAGACGCCAUUACAAAUCGAUAAUCGCCAAAGGCGAUACACCAACAAGUAGUACAAAUCUCUCACAACAAAACAUAACUGAUCUCACUAGUAAUUUAAGCAAAAAGCACGACAUAACUGUAUUCGAUUUCGACGAAUCGGAACCAGAGUUUCCACCGUUGAGGCACAAAACCACUCCCAAAAGCAAAACCGAUGAACCCACUAGAGUUUUAAAAUCCUCAGAAACUCAAACCACUCCUAUAAAACGACCAGAAAGGGCAGCCAGUCCUACGCAAAGUACUAAUAUUAGUUCUGUGAUCUUAAAAGAUUUGGACAAAACAAAAUCCGAAGCAUCAGCUCAAACCGAAGAUGAUAUCGUCAUUGAAGAUGACGAAACUAUGAUAAAGAAUGAACGGAAAGUAAUAUGUCAACCAUCGACUUCGUUUCAAGUCGAUAAAGAUCAAAUAUUAGUUACUGAUAAGAUUAUUAAUACCGAUAAUGCGUUACUAAAACCAAAUCAGUACAAAAAUAAGUUUGAGAUAGUACCUGCAUUCGAUGGAGAAGGUAAACCCAGAAAGCUUUGGUCUAUUAUUCAAUCUCCGAAACCUGACCCUUCAUUGCCGAUGCAAUGCGUGAAUAUGUCCGAUUUUAAACUAGGCUUGGCGGAACUCUCUUCUACCAGUAAAGACGCUGAAGAAAGCCCUGAACAUUUAGAAAAGAAAUCUCCUUUGAAGCAAGCCACUAUCAUAGAGAUGUUCAGUAAAGUUUGGAAGAAACGGGAUACCGUGAAACAGGAUAUCUUCUCGAAACCUAUGGCUCCUCCGAAGGUUCCCAAAGUGGAACCUACUAAGACGGAACCCGCACCAAGCCCUAGAAGAGACCGUCCCGUCGAUGAUUAUGAUGAUGAUGAUGACAGCGAUACGGAGAGCAGACUCGAAUGGAUCCCGGAGGAAUACGCCGAGUACAAAUUGAAGUAUUCGGUGCAGAAGAUGAGGCAGUUCAAGCCGCGGUUCAAAUGCAAGAUUUGCCAAAUCAAGAUGCCGACGUACUACAAGUUGUUGAAGCACAGGAAAGAGCACGACAAUCAGGAUAGGCCGCACGUGUGUCCUCAAUGCGGAUCGGAGUUUCGAGAGGUGCAAGAUUUUUCGGCGCAUCUUCGAGUUCAUAAAGGUAAACACCCUUAUAUGUGUAACAAAUGCGACUUGGGCUUCUGGACAAAGAAGGCGUAUGAAGCACACGCCCUCGUGCACGUGCUUAGAAAAGUUAAGCAACCUGAAAAGAAGUUCCGCUGUGACGUCUGUGCAAAACAAUUCAGCAAGCUCUGUGACGUAGAACGUCACAUUCGUGUUCACACCGGAGAAAAAACCUGCAUAUGCAACAUCUGCAACAAAGGCUUCGUCCAGGCUCACAAUCUAAGCAAACAUUUAUUGACCCAUUUACACAUAAAGCCUUUCAUUUGUGAGAUAUGCAACAAGCAAUUUGGAAGAAAUGACGUUUUAAGGCGACAUCUGUUGAUCCACUCCGUUCAGAAACCUAUUAAUUGCUCGGUUUGCAAUAAGGGAUUUAUUAGGCAAUCGCAGCUGCUGCAACACAUGAGGAAAAAGCAUCCUGGUCACUCGGUCGAAGGGUUGACUGAAAUGAGCGACGAUGAAGACAGUAUCAAGAAUGAAGAUAGCAUGAGUGAUGAUGGCAAAACUUCAAAGGUAAAGUCGUAA
This is a messenger RNA of Psylliodes chrysocephalus, 8613 nucleotides long. The record is from the annotation of a GenBank genome assembly. Lineage: Eukaryota; Metazoa; Arthropoda; Insecta; Coleoptera; Chrysomelidae.